AAAAUUAUACUUUAUGAAAUUUCAAAUUACUUCAAAAUAUAUUCAAUAUGAGUGAAGAAUAUUCGCUCUCAGCACGUAUAUACUGCAAUCAAGGAGCUAUUAGAUCGGUACGAUUUAGCGAAGAUGGAGCUUAUUGUAUAACUAGUGGUUCUAAUAAAAAAGUUAAAUUGUGGAAUCCAUAUAAAAGUGUAUUAUUGAAAACAUAUGCUGGCCAUGGAAAUGAAGUAAUGGAUGCUUGUUCGUCGUGCGAUCAGAGUCAAAUAGCAUCUUGUAGCGUUGAUAAGUCUGUUAUAAUAUGGGAUGUUAUUGCUGGAACACCUAUACGUAGAUUAAGAUGUCAUACGGGAACUGUAACAACGGUUCGUUUUAAUGAGAUGUCUACGGUUAUAGUAUCAGGAUCACAAGAUAAUUCAGUUAUGCUGUGGGAUAUACGGUCUAGGACUAUGACGCCUAUACAAGUUCUACCAGAUGCCAAAGACUCUAUAUCAUCCGUUAGAAUUUCAGAUCAUGAAAUACUUACCGCUUCUUAUGAUACUAAAAUAAGAAGGUAUGAUAUUCGGGCUGGAAGUCUAGUAACCGAUUGUAUCGGAGAAGUUAUUACUUGUGCUAGUUUUACCAAGGAUAAUCAUUGUAUCGUAGUGAGUUGUUCAGAUGGAACCAUUAAGCUAAUUGAUAAAGAUACGGGCGAAUUAUUAGGAGAAUACGAAGGUUUAUCUAAAAGUGAUUUUUGUCUGGAAUCUAGUGUUAAUUAUGACGAUACUAUGGUACUUUCUGGUUCUAUUGAUGGGCGAAUUUGGGUGUGGAAUUUAAUAUCUCGAAAAAUUGUAACACAUUUAUUCGAUGAAAAAUCAAUAGAACAUCCUAUUAUUUCUAUAGGAGUUCAUCCGACAAAAAACAAUUUUUUAGCAGCAAAUGCCUCCGAUAUUCUCUUAUGGGAAAAAUAAUUAUAUUUUUUUCAAACAGCGAUAUUAUG
Molecule: messenger RNA, 973 nt
Organism: Ceratosolen solmsi marchali
Lineage: Eukaryota; Metazoa; Arthropoda; Insecta; Hymenoptera; Agaonidae
Product: WD repeat domain-containing protein 83
Exons: 1
Coding region: 48-944 (298 amino acids)
Biological process (GO): mRNA splicing, via spliceosome
Cellular component (GO): catalytic step 2 spliceosome
Molecular function (GO): protein binding
Source: RefSeq, a predicted model, not a curated record